Messenger RNA from Scomber scombrus (Atlantic mackerel), 5013 nucleotides. Its product is annotated as homer protein homolog 3-like. Gene Ontology annotation, molecular function: G protein-coupled glutamate receptor binding. Gene Ontology annotation, cellular component: cytoplasm; plasma membrane; postsynaptic density. The transcript is spliced from 10 exons. The record is from RefSeq and is a predicted model, not a curated record. The coding region runs from base 398 to 1480 and encodes 360 amino acids. Gene Ontology annotation, biological process: G protein-coupled glutamate receptor signaling pathway; regulation of store-operated calcium entry. Lineage: Eukaryota; Metazoa; Chordata; Actinopteri; Scombriformes; Scombridae.
GGGAGCACAAGUCCCGGAGGAGGUUUGAGCUAAAAGCACUCUACAGUCCGACUUUCAUCGACAUUCCUCCGUCUGUUCGGCCCGCAGAGCUGAGCCAAACGGUUCACGGUGCGUAAUUACGCACGGAGACGGUAGAUCCGCGGUGUUGCUUGCCGUGGAAAUCCGCGGACAAAGGAAGGCAGGCUGGAGUACAACAACUGACUUGAGAGGAGAGGAGUACUGUUGGAAGGGAAACGGGGGUAAUCUGGAAUCGGAAGUGAUUUGUCUUCUUUUUUUUCUGAAAUGCAACUUUCGUUCAGGAUUUCGGGGUAGAAUCGAGUCACUUUUCUGGGCGAAAAAGGACAAAAAGACUUACUGAGUGGAAUCAGUCACAUAUCAGCAUCCAGAUCCUCGGAGCAUGGGGGAACAGCCCAUCUUUAGCGUUCGAGCUCAUGUCUUCCAGAUUGACCCGGCCACCAAACGCAACUGGCUCCCAGCCAGCAAACAUGCUGUUACCGUGUCCUUCUUCUACGACGCCAGCCGCAGCGUGUACCGCAUCAUCAGUGUGGGUGGGACUAAGGCCAUCAUCAACAGCACCAUUACCCCUAACAUGACCUUCACCAAAACCUCCCAGAAGUUUGGCCAGUGGGCAGACAGCCGGGCCAACACCGUCUAUGGCCUGGGCUUUUCCACAGAACAGCAGCUGCAGCAGUUUGCGGAGCAGUUUAAGGAGGUGAAGGAGGCGGCCCGUCUGGCCAGGGAGAAAUCUCAGGAGAGGUUUGAACUGGCCAACCCUGCACUCAACAUUGCUGCCCCACAGCUCUCCCAGGAGUUUUCAGAGGAGCGUCAUUCUCCGCCGCUGCUGACCGUAAACGGGCCGGGCGAGGAAAAACUGUUUCGCAGUAAGAGCGCCGAUGUGGAGCUGACAACGGAGAAGGAGAGGGUCAAGAAGAUGUUGUCAGAAGGGUCUGUGUGUGACAUAAACAUGGAGGCUGAGCUCUUCACUUUGCAGGACAGUAAUGCCAAGCUGGUGGAGGCGCUGCAGGAAGCCAACAGCAGCGUGGAGCAGUGGAAGAAACAGCUGGCUGAAUACCAGGAGGAGACAGAUCGCCUCAGAGACCAGGUGGCAGAACUUGAGUCCCAGCUGGGGCAUCCUGCUGCUGCUCAGACGGGUAAAGAGGAGCUGAGCCGUUCACUGGAGGAGCUGGAAGCCAUGCUGAGUGCUAAAGAUCAGGAGAUUGACAAUCUACAAAGCAAGAAAACAGAUGUGGGUGAGCUAGAGAAAGAGAGAGAGGAAGCCAUGCAGAGACUUCAGGAUCUGGAGAGACGAAACACGGAGUUGGAGGAUCAGGUUCAGUGUGCUGAAAAGACGCUGGCCUCGAGCCGGGAGGAGCGGGAUCAGGUGGAGGUGGAGGUUCGACAGAUUAUCGAGGUUCUGGACGUCAAAAUCUGCGACCUGAAUGACCUGAGACAGAGCCUGGCAAAACUCAUCGACAAAUAGCGACAGCAGCAGUAGGGUUGCAUCUCCACAGUCAACGCCGGUUUCCUCCAUUUGGCCUUGAUUUGUGUUUUACUAAUGCAACAACAGAGGACAAAUCAAAGCAAUUUGGAGGGAAAUUUACAGAACUUUACCUUCAGGGAUCUGUUUUUAAGAUCAGUGCAGGUAAACAACACGUCUGAGAAACCUCUUAAAGGUGUUAUGUGCAGAAUAAACCAUCUGUACUGUAUCUCAUUGUCACAUUAAUGUCGCAACACUGGUAUAAUUAUCAUGAACAGUUAACAGUAUGGUCUGAUUAAUGACUCCUACUUGUUUUUCUAUCGCAAUUACUAUAAGCUCUGUCUCACAGACCUCCACCAAACCCCAGAGGGUAAAUUGAUUCUUCCUCCAGGUCUUUCUUUCUUAUGCCAUCUGUGACUACUGAAAACUCCUUUUUAUGAUGCCAGAAAUCAAUACAGUGUAUUUCUAUAGUAGUCAGACCUGAUGUCUCUCUAUAUGCAGAGAGGAGGCUGAUAAAAGCUGAAAGCUAAAAAUUGCUAAAAGUGAUGGUCUCACUUGUCUAGGAUAAUUAUAUCAGUGUCUCAAAAUAAACAAUCAAUAAUACACAAAGCACCUUUGAAAGGAGAAAAAUCUGUUUAAACUUGCUGUUUUGCAAAACUAGACAUUUACAACGAUUCUAAUUGUUAUAGCUUAUUUUUGUGCUAUCUUUAUUUAAUAUAGAGUGGGUAUUCCACCCCUCUUAGUGUAUUUCUCAAUUUAACAGAUUAAGAGGCAUGAGUAGGAGUAAGACUAAAAAAGAAUGAAAUAUAAUGACUUUGACAAGGAGUCUCAGUCAAUCACUGAUUAUUACUGCAGUCAUCAGCACUUGAUAUGGUUUAAAGAUACAGUUUUACGGACAAUAACAUUUUAUACCUAUACUAAUUAACUCAUUUUAUGGACAUUUUGUUAAUAGAAACAACAAAGUAACUGUCCAUAAAUGGUUCUUGCUGUGUAGUUUGGCAGAAGCCUAUUACACAUUAAACUAAUAGCCUGUAUAAAUAAGGCAUUUAGAUUUGUAUUUUCUCAUUCAAAUACAGUGAGACAGUGCUAAGAAGAUAAAAAAUCAAGACAGUAGUAAGUAAAAUGUCUACUUUUACAAAAUCAUAAUAUCUAUUUUGGUGUCCUCCUUGCUUAAUGACUGUUGAGAUGCACCCUGUUGGAGUUUGGUCAGGGUAAGGACAAAUGGAGGCAAAAACCCUGUAUAAAGUCGGCUACAGUUCACCAUCAGCAGCCUGGACUGGCCUCACACCAGCCAGAACAUCAACAAACUCAGAGAUGCAACAACUUGCUCCUGUCCUGUCCUCUGAGGAUCGCCAGCGUACAACUUUUUUUUGGUUUGUUUGACGAGGACUGCUUUUUCUCACCACUUAUUCUAUUAUUCAUGUUCAUCGAUGAGUUGCUGGCAGUCAGGAUGGGAAAUCAACAAUGGCUACCAGCCAAAAUGCUGCUAAAUUCAAGCCGCGGCUGGUAGGUGUGUCGUCUCCACCAGCCGUUUUGACAGGUAGCUCAACAUUUGAAGGGAAGGCUGUGAUGUGUCACUGUGGCAUAUGGACAGACGCUGCUCUCCCAACCUGAUGGGAGAUUGCACUUGAUAAUGUUUGUGCCAAGUUUUAUUUUGUUUACAUUUGUCAGUGUUCACAGAAUAAGCCAGUUGUACUUUGUAUACUUUCUCUGUGUUAUGCAACACUAUCAUUUACCAUAAUAGUAAUAAUAAGCAUAGAGAGAGGCUCAGCGAAGCCGCAGAGCAUAGAUCACUAUGAGAGCACUGCAUGAGCUCUGCAGAAGUCCCGUUCUUGCCAAGGAAUGGGAGGCUGUGUGUGUGUGUGUGUGUGUGUGUGUGUGUGUGUGUGUGUGUGUGUGUGUGUGUGUGUGUGUGUGUGUGUGUGUGUGUGUGUGUGUGUGUGUGUGUGUGUGUGUGUGUGUGUGUGUGUGUGUGUGUGUGUGUGUGUGUGUGCGCGCACAUUUCUUAGCAGCGAGCGACCUCAGACUGCUCAAGUUAAAAAGCACAACUGCAGUAGUUUUAGUAAAUGGGUACUUAAUUAACUUGUCUGUCAGCUUUGUAUGUAAACUUCUGAUGCACAUUAUCUAUUGAUCUCUGCUUCUGGCCCCCUGAUGAGUUAUUGAUUUCUUCAUAUAACAGUAAUAUAGGUACAAAUAAGGUGCAGACUUUUGCAGCUGAUGCAGCAGUAACUGCCAGCGUCAUAAUAACAUGUCAAAAUGUGACUCAGAUAGGUCAUAAUAAAAUCUGGUCAUGUAAUAAACUACCAGAUAAUUAUAUUAAGCUGAAUUUAUGACUUUAUAAGGUUUGUAAUAUUUGUAAUUGCAUGACAGCUUGAAUUACAUUUUUUCUUACAAGAUUUGCAAAAGUAGCCAAAAUGAUUACAUCAGGAGCCCCAAUAACCUUUAGUAAUAAUAUGUUACGGUGUUAUGUAGCUAUAUGUUACAUUAAGAGGUUUUACUGUACUUUCAGUCCAGAAAGACUGACGUUUCAUCACUUUGACAAGUUAUUGCACCAUCUGGCAGUUCUGGACUCAGCUGCUACAUGCAAGCAUCACUGAAUUAGCAAUAAAGUUUCUAGCAUAGACGCUUUGUUCAUAGUUGUUUCCAGUAAUUUGUAGGUAAUGAGACCUCUGCAAAGCCUUUCUUUCAUCCAUUUUAACAACAUUUUAAUGACAGAUUCUACCCGCCUUUUAUCAAGCAUAAAGAAAAUGCAGAGGCCAACCGCUCCUCAGCAUGGGCUCCACACGGCUGAUGUCAGAAACUCUUACAGUGGCCUUAUUCCAGUGUAUAAUUACCGCACAAUAGCACUGUUAAUGCAUGAUGAAUGGGUCUUAUAUGCACAGAGAGUGGUACAGGGAGACUAUCCUUCACCUGAAAAACCAGGACUCAACUCUGAUCCCAUAGCUACCCAUGGAGGGGUUCUGCUUGGCAACAGAGGAGACGGAUUGUCUUCAAGGAUCAAUUAAGUUGUUGAAAGUCACCAACUGGAGCAGAGGUUAGAUAGUUUAGGUAGACUGGAUAUACCAAGUUAUAAAAGUCCCUAAAAUUAACUGAAUAUAUGAAGAUGGACUCUUUAAAUACACUGGAAUAAGGCCUUUUUAAAACAAAACUGUUGCUAACCACAUGAGAGAAUGGAGUACCAAAGACACACCUGUCACGCUCAAGCCACAUCAACUGGAAUUAACAAGCCGCCUGUACGAUGCUGAACUUCAUCUCCAUCAGAUUAUCAAAAUUAAGUUUGUUGCUCAUGAUUGCUCAGUGUCCAAAUCAUUACACCUUUCAGUAAGACUCAAAAUACCUCAGAAUACUUAAUUUAGUUCAGGUUUCAUUGAAGUAUUGGUACAGAUGAGAGGAAAACUGUCGACUGGUGUUGGUCAGUUCAAGGCCACAUUUUAGAUUUUUCACAACAAUUAAUGAGUUUGAAGAUAGGUGUUUGUAUGGGAUUUGACAAUGUGAUAGGAGUUCCUUAUAUUUGUAUAGAACUGUUUAACAUUAAA